AUGAACGGGAAGCUGUCCAACGGCCGCCCGACCCGGCCAGCGAGCAUCGACAAGCGCCUGUCGCAGGAAGAAGGCCGCCAUGGCAGGGGUAGAGGAGACUACAUGGACGCUGACAGCUUCAACACCAACCGCUCGCCCGACACGCAGCGACAGUCGAGCGAGCGGCCGAGCCGAGACGACGGCUACUUUGCCUCGAUCCACAGCAGCAAGACGAAGGACCGCCUUUGUGGCAGCACCACCCAUGUCGAACUCGGCCAGGUAGAUGCCCUCGAUGGCACCAAAGAAGCAAGCAAGGACUUUUACGUUCCGCACGUCGGCUCCAUGGCCAACACUACCACGUCACCGUCGCCGCAGCAGCAGCAGCCCGAUGAGGGCACGUCCAGCCUGCAGAUACCGACCCAACCGCAUCGCGUCUCCUCCCCACCUGCCUUCAACCACAACAACGCCAACGCCAACCCCUCGCAGCAACGCCAGGGCCUGCAGCAACGCCACACCCUCGAGGUCCCCAAGUUGCAGACAUCGCGCGCCCGCGAAUCCCAGAAUAACACCGACGACGUCAUCAGCGCAAGUGGGAGGUUCUCGCCCUCCACGCCGCACCGACGGAGAGGCUCCAUGUCGCUUGUGCGUAGGACCACACGCUCCGUCAACUCCGAUGUGCAUCUCGACGAGGUGCCCCAGGACGAUGAUGCCGCGCGCUGGGCUGAACACAUCCGACAGAAGCGAGCAAGCAAGAGGAAGCGCAAAGAGGACGAGGACGAGGACCGCGUCGUAGUGGGCACCAAAGUGGACCAGAACCACGUCAACUGGGUCACUGCCUACAACAUGCUGACGGGUAUCCGCUUCACCGUCUCGCGAACCAACGCCAAGAUGGACCGAGAUCUUACCGAUGCCGACUUUGACGCGAAGCACAAGUUCUCGUUUGACAUGUACGUGCCGGCUGGUUUUCCUUACAACAUCACGCACCUGUUCGAGUUCAGCUUCACUUCAACCGGUAACGAGCUUACUCCUUCCGCCAAAUACGACUUCAAGUUCAAGGACUAUGCCCCAUGGGUCUUCCGCCAUCUCCGCACUACCUUCAAGCUCGACCCUGCCGAUUACCUUGUGUCGCUAACAAGUAAAUACAUCCUUUCCGAGCUCGGCUCCCCGGGCAAGAGCGGCAGCUUUUUCUAUUUCUCUCGCGACUACAAGUACAUCAUCAAGACUAUCCACCACGCCGAACACAAGUUCCUUCGCAAGAUCCUCAAGGACUACUACAAUCAUGUACAGGAGAACCCCAAUACCCUACUUUCUCAAUUCUAUGGCCUGCAUCGCGUAAAGAUACCCUAUGGACGCAAGAUCCAUUUUGUCGUCAUGAACAAUCUGUUUCCUCCGCAUCGAGAUAUCCACCGCACUUUUGAUUUGAAGGGCUCGACGAUUGGGCGGGACUUCAAGGAAGACAACUUGGCGACGAACCCUCGCGCAACACUCAAGGACCUCAAUUGGUUACGCAGAAACCAGCAUCUCGAGCUGGGGCCGUCGAAGAAGAAGAUGUUCAUCGAGCAGAUGCAGAAGGACGUGAAGUUGCUGCAGCGCCUACACAUAAUGGACUACUCACUUCUCAUCGGUAUCCACGACCUAGAGAAGGGCAACGAGGAGAAUCUGCGUGACAAGACACUCAAGGUCUUCUCCCCAGGUGGAGAGGAGGCACCAGAGCCACAACCGAACCAGCUCAUGCGUACACCCUCCAAACUGGAGAGCGCUCGGAAAGCAAGGGAACUGAGGCAGAUGGUCAAGACACAGAAACCAGUACCAAUGGGUCAGACCUCGAGCAAGAUGCCGGAUGAGCUAGAAGAUCCUAACCGGAACUUUUACUUCUAUUCCGACGACGGUGGCUUCCGAGCUACUCACGAAAACAACGCCCCUGGAGAGGAGAUCUACUACCUUGGCAUCAUCGACUGUCUGACACACUACUCGCUCAUCAAACGCAUGGAGCACUUCAUCAAAGGCAUUGCUAACACGGAAUCUCAAAUAUCUGCUAUACCCCCUGAACGCUAUGGCGAUCGAUUCAUCAAGUUCAUCAGUGGUGUUACCAAAACCAAAGAAGCGGCCGACCGCGAGAAGAUGGAAGAGGCCACGAACGAUCUCAACGAGCUGUCACUUGACGGUAUCAACCGAUCUUCGACCGACCGUGUUAUCGAGAAGGCGGAGCACCAAGCUGAUCGCUCGCGGCGACAAGGUCAUGGGGAGGAGAAUGUACCGAAUCUGCAUAUGAGGGCGGUACGUAGUCCGUCUGCGGAAAGAGGAGAGAUUGGAACCACUCUUCCUGUGGUCGAAGAGGCUGGUGAAUCUUCAAGUGUUGGCGGGCACAGCAACCGGAGCGCUUCAGAUGCCGCUCAUGCUAUAACUACAAGCAACAAUGAGGCUUCACCCCCACCGCCACUCACAGGAGCACCCUACCUCGGCCCUCCGCGGCUUGAGUCCAGAGCCAGGUCAACAUCAAGAGAAAGGGAUCAUUCACAAGGCAGGCCGCCGCCAACACCGCCAAAGGACUCUGGCACAGCAAGUAGCGAUGGUCGCCCACCUACACCAGCAAAGGAUGCCGAAUACAUGCCUAACAGGCACUCUGGGCCCCCCACACCACCGAAAGAGGACAAGAGAGGGACAAUACCUAGAUCCUCUCUGGACAAGGAUCUACCGCGAACACCCUUGGAAACCACCAUCACAGUCAACUAA
Molecule: messenger RNA, 2712 nt
Organism: Alternaria atra
Lineage: Eukaryota; Fungi; Ascomycota; Dothideomycetes; Pleosporales; Pleosporaceae
Exons: 3
Coding region: 1-2712 (903 amino acids)
Biological process (GO): phosphatidylinositol metabolic process
Molecular function (GO): phosphatidylinositol kinase activity
Source: RefSeq, a predicted model, not a curated record